Molecule: messenger RNA, 2970 nt
Organism: Haliotis rubra (blacklip abalone)
Lineage: Eukaryota; Metazoa; Mollusca; Gastropoda; Lepetellida; Haliotidae
Product: ubiquitin carboxyl-terminal hydrolase 14-like
Exons: 18
Coding region: 58-1542 (494 amino acids)
Biological process (GO): protein deubiquitination; proteasome-mediated ubiquitin-dependent protein catabolic process; regulation of proteasomal protein catabolic process
Molecular function (GO): protein binding; cysteine-type deubiquitinase activity; proteasome binding
Source: RefSeq, a predicted model, not a curated record
GAGAUUUCCUGUAAAUCUUAACUUCCUGUGACAUGCACGAUUUGAAAACUGAAGAAAAUGCCAACAUUUAAAGUCAAUGUGAAGUGGGGACGGGAGAAGUUUGCAGAUGUGGAGUGUAACACUGAUGAGCCGCCGGUGGUCUUCAAGGCUCAGCUGUUUGCCCUGUCCGGCGUCCAGCCAGACCGCCAGAAGGUCAUGAUGAAGGGAGCUGUUCUCAAGGAUGAUGAAUGGGGAAACAUGAAGCUGAAAGAUGGCGCCAUGUUGCUCAUGAUGGGUACAGCAGAGGAGCUGCCUCAGGAGCCCACCGAGAGACCCAUGUUUGUGGAGGACAUGAGUGAACAGGAACUAGCGUCAGCGCUGGCCUUACCGGCUGGGUUGACCAACCUGGGUAACACCUGCUACAUGAAUAGUGUAGUGCAGUGUCUCCGAGCCGUACCUGAACUCACAGAUUCUCUCAAAAGGUACACUGGCAGUCUAACUGUGGCCGGAGCCAUCGCUCCCGCGGAUUCCAUCACAGCAGCUCUGCGAGACCUGUACAAGACUAUGGAGAUGUCCUCGUCCGCCAUCCCACCCAUCAUCUUCCUCCAGGUGCUGCACAUGGUGUUUCCCCGAUUUGCUGAGAAGAGCGAGCAUGGUGGCUACCAGCAGCAGGAUGCCAAUGAAUGUUGGACGGAGAUUGUCCGAAGUUUGCAACAGAAACUGCCAAGUAUCCAGUCAGGUGGAGAGAGUUCUGCGGCAGCAAGUGGUGGCAAAGGUUUUAUUGACCAGUAUUUGGGUGGAGAGUUUGAAGUUGUUAUGAAGUGUACAGAAGCCCCUGAAGAGGAAGAGAAAAAGUCCUCAGAGUCCUUCCUGCAGCUCAGCUGUUUUAUAGAAAAAGAGGUUAAAUACAUGGCCACUGGUUUACGGGGUAGAUUAGAAGAAACAAUUACAAAGAAUUCACCUACAUUAGGAAGAGAUGCAUUGUAUACAAAANAAAAUUCUAGUAAGAUAAAACGUCUACCAGCGUACUUAGCAGUUCAGUUUGUCCGGUUUUACUUUAAAGAAAAGGAAGCGAUUAAUGCCAAAAUUCUGAAGGAUGUGAAGUUUUCAAUGAAGCUGGAUGUUUUUGAUCUAUGUACUGAAGAAUUACAGAAGAAACUGACGCCAGCUAGAGACAAGUUCAAAGAAGAGGAGGACAGGCAAACUGAAGCCCUCACCAAGGCGAAGAUGGCUGACAAGAGUGAGAAGGAGGAAGAGAGUAAACCAGCGGAGAAGAAGACACUUCCCUACUGGUUUGAGGAUGACCCUGGCUCCAACAACAGCGGGUACUACGACCUGAAGGCAGUACUUACACACAAGGGCAGGUCUAGUUCCAGCGGCCACUACGUGUCCUGGGUGCACAAGAAGGAUGAUGAGUGGAUCAUGUUUGAUGAUGACAGAGUGUCUUCAGUUCCAGCGGAGGAUAUUCUCAAACUGUCAGGAGGAGGUGACUGGCACUGUGCCUACGUCUUGUUGUUUUCUCCUCGGGCUCUGGAGGUGGAAGCCAACUCCAUGGACAGCUGAGACACCUCGUCCAUCAACACAGUGUUUCAAUCAGCCACAACCACCCCAACGGUGCCCUUCUCUAGCCCCACAACACCAAGCCGUGGUUUAGCUUUCAUACAUGCAACAGUUAGGACCAAAUACCACCUUGCUGGUUGUGUGCUGUGUUUUGUUCCACAGAUUGUACAUACAUUAUCCAUGUUCUGCUUCAAGUGCUAUGUAUCUCAGGCCCUGGAAUGUGGAUGGCAUAACACACAUAAAUAUAUUUGAGAUGAUCGUCUUCAUAAUUUUCUUUGAGAUCUACCUCACAGCUUUCCUUGUUAAUUCUGUCAUCGUGUUGUAUUUAAUCUAGGAUAAUAUGUCGGCAUUUUAUUUGCUGAAUUUUAAAGUAAGGCUACAAAAAUGAAAUUAAAUGGCUCAUGUGCAAUGGCUUUUGAAAAUGUAUUUGAGCAGGUGGCAAUAAAUUCAUGUAUGGUGAUUUGUAAGAUCAUUUAAAUGAGAAAUUAUAGGUUUGGUCUGAAAACAGAAAUGAAUGCUCUCCUAUUGUGUCUGAGAUUCAGGAAUAUAUUUUUUUAAUUUAAUUUUGAUAAUUAUUGUUGGCUUAAUACGAAUAGUUAGGGAUUUCGGUUGCCCCAUUCUACCCCCUACACUGCUAACUAUAGACUAGGACGACAGGGACCAAACUUAAUUUAAGAAUUCAAAACAUUCAGGCCUCACACUCUCUGAUCAGGGGUCACUCAUCUUCAGUUCUUCACAGGAUUGUAUUGUCUAUGUGGCUCCAUGCUUUGUAGUUGUUACCAACCAAUCAAACAAGGGUCUGUUCAAAGCAAGAGAGAAGCCAGAAAGUCAUCGCAUAUGACUCUGUGUGCCUUCACCUGCAUUGCAUCAAUGUCAGGCAGUGGCAGAUUAUCAUUAUGUUUGUAUAUGGAGCAGUGCUUAUUUCACUUCCAUGUCUCAUUAAUGAACCAGUCACACUCUAUAUCUCCAGCUCUCACGAUUUGGUAAACCUAGAUUAACCAUUGGAUCCAUUCCAACGGUUCUUGGAUUACAUGCGCUUGUUUUUCCACAUUUUACACACUCAAACGUCGGCAGAGGGAAAGAGUAAGGGAGGUAACUUGUGUUACCAUGAAACCCAAACUUCCACUAGAUUUAAUAGACAUGAAAACAUCCUUGCCAUCAAAAAGAUUUUAAGGACCUUCAGUUGUGUGCCGUUCAUUUUGUCAAUAGUGAAUUUCUUGCCAAAACAUUUUUCAGUCAAUUUAUUGGUCAUAUUGUUGAUAUUGACAACCCAACAUUGAUUUUAACUGACAUUUUGUUGGUAUGUCAGACCUUGUUGCAUAAGUGAGGUGAGGUGAAAUUGGGUUUAAUGUCGUGCUUGAGAAUAUUUUGCUCAUAUGACGAUGUGCAUGCAUGUGUUUGUGUAUGUGCGGCUGCUUGUACUAGCCCAGA